Messenger RNA from Phoenix dactylifera (date palm), 3180 nucleotides. RefSeq names its product E3 ubiquitin-protein ligase UPL5-like. Gene Ontology annotation, biological process: protein polyubiquitination; ubiquitin-dependent protein catabolic process. Gene Ontology annotation, cellular component: cytoplasm. The record is from RefSeq and is a predicted model, not a curated record. NCBI's taxonomy places the organism in Eukaryota, Viridiplantae, Streptophyta, Magnoliopsida, Arecales, Arecaceae. Gene Ontology annotation, molecular function: protein binding; ubiquitin protein ligase activity.
AUCUCUGUGUACCCAAAUGAAAUGAAAAGAAUCCCUAAAAUUUCUCUUCCUCUCCCCGUCCUUGCCAUUUCUGUCGGCAUGAAAUUUUAGGGCUCCUCCCUCCGUCGCCGUGAUCGCGUCCCUUCCGGCGAUGUCCUCCAUCGGCUCCGGCGAGCUCUACGCCGCCAUCGCCCGCCUCCGCCAGCGCUUCGACCAGCACCGCAAGCGCAAGCUGGACGACUAUGCUCCCCUCUCCUCCCCUUCCGCCGCCGCCGCGGACUCCGACUCCGACGAAGACCAGGAUUCCUUCCCCCUACUAAAGAUGCACAAGCUCGGCUCCUCCUCCUCAUCCUGCGCCGCCGGAGACGAUCAUCCCUCUCAGCUUAGGCCUUACCCUUCCUCUUCCUCCUCCUCGACCCUUCAUUUCUUCGUUCGGUUGAUGUCCCGGAACACGGUCGUGAUCCACGCCCGCCCGGACGACACUGUCGACUCCGUGAUCGACCAGCUCCAAUCCAUCACCGGCAUCCCCACCUCGGAGCAGCGUCUUCUGUACCGCGGCCGCCAGCUCCAGGGCGAGGCCACCCUCGCCGCCUGCGCCGUCGAGAACGAUGCCAGCCUCCAGCUCACCGGCCGCCUCCGCAGCACCAAGUACCCCAGGGCCUGGCAGAUCGCUGACGACCUCAUCGCCUCCAUCUGCUCUCUCGACUCCAUCGGCAACGACCGCGUCCACGGCACCAGGACCAACGUCGAGGGCCUCAUCAAGCGCUUCCUCGUCCUCACCUGCAACAUCUUCGAAUCCAACCGCGAGGAGGCGGCCGCCCACCUCGAGGUUUUCACCUUGUCCGGCGCCCCCUCCGCGCUCGUCAAGCUUUACCUCUCUCCGGUCCACGACAACCGCCUCGUCGCCACCAACGCCAUCAAGAUCUUCCUCCAUCCCAACCCCGACUUCCUCCCGGAGGACAUCCAUGUGCAGUGCGCCCCGAUCGUUCUCAAGUUCUGCAAGAUCCUCUCCGGAACGGUCGGCAAGAAGGACCCGCAGUACACCCAGUGCCGAAGCGCGCUGGCCUCGCUUCUGGAGGCAGCAGGGGGCGCGAGGUACUUGACCCAUAUGAAGCCCCUCGAUAUAAUCCUCGAUCUGCUUGGUUUCAUCAGCGAGCUCACUAAGUUGGUUCUCUCGGAGCUGUCGGGUUUCAUGCUCAACGAGCAGCCUGGUCUCGACGAUCUCUCCAAUUUCCUAGCUGCCAUGCGCUGGGCGAUCCAGGACUGGAUGGGCAUGGAAGGGCCGAUUGCGAGGCAUUUGUAUAACAGCAAGCACCCGGAGUACGAGGAUUGGAUUGGUUCGCUGCAUCAUCUGUUCAUAGAGCUCCUGAAGAUGGUCGACCAGGGCCUGAAGAGGGUGGAGGACUGUAUAAACCAGGAAGGGCUGGAGAAGUGCGAGUCCUUUCUGACCAUGUGGCCCGACAUCGUCGCUGUUCUGUCCAUAGCAAAUGUCUUUGCCAAGAUGUUUGAGGAUGCCCAGCAAUUGCUCCAUGCGCUUCUUUUGGUGCGGCGAGUUCCAGUGAACUUUCUGCUUAAACAUGCUAAGAGGAGCGAUAAGCUUCGCUGGUUUCUCAAGUAUAAGGAUGUGACUGAUUUUGAGGCGAGGAGGAAUUUGGUGCUGAUGCUGCUCCCUGAAUGGAAGGAUGAGGACGAUCUGCAUGAAAUGCUUAUUGACAGGUCGCAGUUGCUGGCUGAAUCUUUCGAGUACAUCAACCAAGCAGAUCCCAUGGCACUGCAUGGCGGGCUUUUCCUGGAAUUCAAGAACGAGGAGGCUACAGGCCCUGGUGUUCUGAGAGAGUGGUUUUGUUUAUUAUGCCAAGCAAUUUUCAAUCCACAGAAUGUCCUAUUCUUGCCAUGCCCCAAUGAUCGUCGACGAUUCUUUCCAAAUCCUGCAUCUGCUGUGGAUCCUUUGCACCUCAAAUAUUUCAGCUUCACUGGACGGGUGAUUGCAUUAGCCUUGAUGCAUAAAGUGCAAGUAGGCAUUGUGUUUGAUCGUGUAUUUUUCUUACAACUAGCUGGGAAAUCAGUUACCCUUGAAGAUAUAAAGAAUGCAGACCCAUGCUUGUAUAUUAGUUGUAAACAGAUUCUAGAUAUGGAUGCUGACCUUAUCAAUUCAGAUGCUUUGGGGUUAACAUUUGUCAGAGAAAUCAAUGAACUUGGUUCUCAAAGGACUAUUGAACUCUGUCCUAUGGGAAAGGAUAUUGUUGUAAAUAGCAAGAAUAGAGAUGAGUAUGUCAACCUCCUGAUUCAACAUCAUUUUGUUACAUCUAUCUCUGAACAAGUAACUCAUUUUGCUCAAGGUUUUGCUGAUAUCCUUUCCAAUUCAAAGCACCAUAAGUUUUUCUUUCAAAGUUUGGACCUCCAAGAUUUUGAUCGAUUGAUAGGCGGAAGUGAUAGCGUCAUUAAUGUGAAGGAAUGGAAAGCACAUACCGAGUAUAAUGGCUACAAGGCAAAAGAUCGUCAGAUUUGUUGGUUCUGGAAGAUUGUUGAAGAGAUGUCUGAGGAGCAGCGGAGGAUACUUCUUUUCUUCUGGACAUCAGUGAAAUACUUGCCUAUUGAUGGUUUUCGUGGCUUGGGUUCUAAACUGUAUAUUUAUAGGUCUUUGACUUCCCAAGACUCUCUUCCCACGUCGCACACAUGCUUCUUCCGCCUGUGCCUCCCUGCAUAUAAAUCCAAAUCCAGCAUGCAAGACCCGCUCCGGCUGAUUACUCAAGAACAUGUGAGCUGUGGGUUUGGUUUCUGGUAGCCGAUGGACGACAAAGGGAAUCUGUGAUGUCUGUACAGAUAUAUGAUCACAAAAUUAUGUUCAUCAUCGGAUUAUGUAAGCAAUUGCUAUAUCUUCCAUAUCAGUUAUCUUUAUAGAAAAUAAGAAUUUUCUGUUCUUUUUUUUUUAGACCUAUUUACAGUUUUAGCAGUAGAUAGAAAGAAUUCUCCAUAGGAAGUAAAAAAAGAUGAAGGUAAAGGGGAUCUCUAUGUUGUUGUGGCGGUGGUGUUGGGUUGUUGGGGGUUUGGGGGUCAAAAUACUCUCAAUACUGACAGCAAAUUUGAGGGAAAAGGACUAGCAUUUCUCAUUCUGUUAAUGAUGUAAACUUUAUUCCAUGUUACUCAGGAGUUGUACAGAUGAAAUUUAUUGGAUAUUGAUGAAUUGCUGUUAGCGCUUAA